AUGACAAGAUCUAUCAUAUUGACUGGUGCGCCUGCACCGAGCGACCUUCAGUGGGAUGAAUCUGCAUUGUCCAGCAUACCAAACGUCGAGGCCGGAGAAGUCAUGGGCAAGCCAGUAACACCAGAGAGCUCUCCCAAGUUCUCUGCCCAAUGGAGAGUAGUAUUGCCCAGGAAGUUGCCUGGCUAUCAUCAUCCGCAAAUUCUCCAUGAUGACGUGCUUCCGGCUGGUUCAAGCAAAGCUAUCUUUCUCACCACAGCGGAACUGACUGACCGACCACCUUCUCAGAAUGAAAGCGUGUUAACAAAUACCAAUCCAUCUACAGCCUCGAUGCACACGGCAGCAGAGACUCUCGAUGAUUUCUACGAUCAAUCUCUUGCCCUUCAAGGGGACCUUACCACUUCUCAGCUCUCUGAAUUUCAAAGCCAGAACACCAGUCUGAUGAGUCCCCAAUGGAGCGAAGAAAGGACCCAAGUAGCACAAUCCACUUCUGCUUCGAUCUUACACACCUCUCCAUCAUUUAUGAUAGCACCCCAACACCUCAAUGCCGUGAAAGACAUACCAUCUGCGGCGUACCUUCGAAGCAUCGAGCCUCAGACCAUGACUGUCAACCUUAUUGUUGGUGUUAUGGCCCUCCCAUCACCUCGGUCAGUCAUGGUGGGCCGUCGUUGGGGUCAGGAGCGGGAGAUGCAGCUACUAGAGAUGCUGGUGGGAGACGAGACCAGAGCCGGUUUCGAGAUCACUAUGUGGCUCUCAAAUAAGGCUAACACAACCGAAGGGUUGCUUCGUCCAAGUGCUCUCGAGAUACAGCUGCAAGGACUCAGGCCACGCGAUGUGGUUCUGCUACAGAACAUUGCUCUUUGUGCUUACCAGGGAAGAGUACAUGGGCAAAGUUUGAGGAGAGACGUCACAAAGGUGAACUUACUAUAUCGCAGAAAGCUUGAUGACACGGACCCAGGCGGAAAGUUUUCUUCAAGGGCAUUGGCCGAGUCGGAUGCCUCAGAUGCAGUCAUGGAGAAAGCAAAGAGGGUAAAGCGAUGGCUGACGGACUUUGUAAGCGAUGAGGUACCAGAGAACUCCCCUGACACCGCUUUUGUGGGACGAGCUCGUCUCCCUCCCGAUACACAAUAG
Molecule: messenger RNA, 1128 nt
Organism: Endocarpon pusillum Z07020
Lineage: Eukaryota; Fungi; Ascomycota; Eurotiomycetes; Verrucariales; Verrucariaceae
Exons: 1
Coding region: 1-1128 (375 amino acids)
Source: RefSeq, a predicted model, not a curated record